Sphenostylis stenocarpa is the source of this 1497-nucleotide messenger RNA. Lineage: Eukaryota; Viridiplantae; Streptophyta; Magnoliopsida; Fabales; Fabaceae. The record is from the annotation of a GenBank genome assembly.
AUGGAAAACAUUCUUAUCAACGUGUUUUACCUCGUUGCUUUUGUUGUCACUUUGAAAUUCUUGUUCUUCAGGAAAAGAUUGAAAAACCCACCACCGUCUAUACCGUCUUUUCCCCUGAUCGGCAACCUCCACCUGCUCAAGCACCCAAUUCACCGGACCUUGCACGCCCUAUCGCAGAAAUAUGGUCCUAUCUUCACUCUCCGCUUCGGCUAUCAACCCGUUCUCGUGGUUUCAUCCGCAGCCGCAGCGGAAGAAUGUUUCACCAAAAACGACAUCAUUUUCGCUAAUCGAUUUCACUCCACAAAGACAAAGUACCUCGCCUUUAACAACACCGUUAUUACAGUCUCAUCAUACGGCGACCACUGGCGCAACCUGCGUCGUAUCAGCUCCCUCGAGAUCCUCUCCAAUCACCGCCUUAACUCCUUUCUGGGAAUCCGGAAUGAUGAGACCCUCAAGCUGCUUCGAAAGCUUGCAAGGGUUUCUGGUAAAGAUGCAGGUUUUACGAGAGUGGAGCUCAGGCCCAUGUUUGCGGAGCUAACGUUCAAUAUUGUGAUGAGAAUGGUGUGUGGAAAACGCUAUUACGGCGAGGAGGAACUCGAUGGGACCAAUGCUGAAGAGGCUAAGAAGUUUAGAGACGUCAUGGAUGAGUUGUCACAGUUCGGAUUAGGAUCCAACCUUGGCGAUUUUGUGCCGAUUUUCAGAUUGUUCAAUUUUAGUGGUCACAAAAAGUUACGAAAGUUUGGAGAGAAGCUAGACGCGCUUUUUCAAGGACUGAUUGAUGAGCAUCGGAGCAAGAAAGAAAGUUCUGACACCAUGAUAGACCAUCUACUUUCCUCACAACAGUCACAGCCUGAGUAUUACACUGAUCAAAUUAUCAAGGGUCUUAUUAUGGCGUUAAUUGUGGCUGGAACAGAGACUUCUGCUGCAGCAAUAGAAUGGGGGAUGUCCCAUUUGGUGAACAAUCCGGAGGUGUUGGAGAAAGCAAGGAUUGAAUUGGACACGCACGUUGGAGAAGUGCGUUUGGUAGAGGAAAUGGAUGUUACCAAAUUACAGUACCUUCAGAAUAUAGUAUCUGAGACUUUGCGAUUGACUCCACCGGUGCCCAUGUUAAUACCUCAUUUAUCCUCUGAACACUGUACCGUGGGAGGUUAUGACGUGCCACGCAACACCGUGUUAAUGGUCAAUGCUUGGGCCAUUCACAGGGACCCGGAAUUGUGGGCUAACCCAACGAGUUUUAAGCCCGAGAGGUUUGAGAAUGGGCCAGUGAAUGGUCGCCAGCUUAUCCCCUUUGGGAUGGGAAGAAGGGCCUGUCCUGGUGCAGCCAUGGCCCAAAGAACUUUGGGCCUAACAUUAAGCUCGUUAAUUCAAUGUUUUGAAUGGAAAAGAAUUGGUGAGGAAAAAGUUGACCUGAGUGAAGGACGGGGAAGUAUAGUGCGCAAGGCCAUUCCUUUGGAGGUUCAAUGCAAAGCUCGUCCAAUCAUUAGCAAGGAUUUCUGA